AUGGAUGAUGAAGGAUCUUCUAGAAUGUUAAAGGAAAUUACUAAAAAGUCAUUAUAUGAUAUAAUGCAAGAAUGUCCAAGUAAAAAGAUAGAUGAAAAGAUUUUAUUUUUGGAGAAAAAGAAUAUAGAGCUGACCAAAUGUCCGGAUAGUAAACUUGGCAUAUUGAAACAUACUUUAAGUUAUUUCAAGUCUGACUUUAAGCAAAAAUGGCGAUUGGCAAAUUAUAAGCAAGAACGGUUUUUUAAAAAUUCAAUUAAAUUUGUCAUUUGGAAUACAGAAAAAUCUAAUCGACCAACAAAAGAAUUCGUAGAAUCAAGUGACAUAAGAAAUAAAGACGUGUCAAAAAUCAUAAAAGAAAUAACUUUAACACCGACAAGAGCUACAAAACUCCGAAAAGCGUUCUCUUCGGUUAAUAAAAAUAAAAUUAAAAAGCACACACCAUCUGAGGCCUUGGCUAUUUUUGUGGAGGGAGAUUUUACUCGGAGGCAACGGGAAAUACUACACAACGCAAAUAAAAGUAUUUAUUCUUGCUAUUCACUAAUAAAUAAUGCAAAAAAAGAAUGUUAUCCGAAGGAGCAAUCAAUAAGAGUCACUGAAACAUGGGCUGAAAUUAUCUUGCAAGAUUUACUCAACCAUACUUCUUUAAGAUUGUGUAAAUAUUUAGAAGAAAUUAUAGAAACCUGCACAGAAGAAGAAAAGAAGAUCAUGGAACUUCUUACAAAAUGGGGCUGUGACGGAUCCCAGCAAUCCCAAUUCAAGCAAAACUUUGAAAAUAAUACAGAAAGUGACUCAAAUAUUUUCCAAAGUUCCCUUGUUUCGAUACGACUGCAAACAAACAAUAAUGGACAGAAAAAGACUAUAUGGCAGAAUCCAGUGCCAUCAUCUCCAAGAUACUGCAGACCCAUAAGGAUACGUUUUAUUCACGAAACUAAAGAUGUAACAAACAAUGAAAUUGCAUAUGUAGAGAGCCAGGCAAGGAAUUUAACAGAAACAGAAAUACUGACUGCUACCGGCAUACUUUAUAUUAAUUACACAUAUCCUGCUACCAACAAUGGUGGACGCUAA
This is a messenger RNA of Psylliodes chrysocephalus, 1065 nucleotides long. The record is from the annotation of a GenBank genome assembly. Lineage: Eukaryota; Metazoa; Arthropoda; Insecta; Coleoptera; Chrysomelidae.